Messenger RNA from Ruditapes philippinarum (Manila clam), 3305 nucleotides. Its product is annotated as cytochrome P450 7A1-like. Bases 204 to 1673 code for a protein of 489 amino acids. Gene Ontology annotation, biological process: cholesterol homeostasis; bile acid biosynthetic process. Gene Ontology annotation, molecular function: steroid hydroxylase activity; oxidoreductase activity, acting on paired donors, with incorporation or reduction of molecular oxygen; heme binding. Lineage: Eukaryota; Metazoa; Mollusca; Bivalvia; Venerida; Veneridae. The transcript is spliced from 5 exons. The record is from RefSeq and is a predicted model, not a curated record.
GGUAGAUUGGUAGUAUACGUUUAUGAAAACUAAACAGCAUAACAGCUGACUGACAAGUAUCGCACGUGGUUACUAACCUAACAGAAUUAAAUAAUCACUGUUAACUCUAUCAUUUGGAUAAAAAUAUACAAGAAGGAAUAUUUACCAAUCAGCAAAAAAUAACGAACGUCUUCACUAUUUGAAAAGAUAACAAAUACGAAAAAAUGGUCGCAGUAACUAUUUAUUUAGCCGUUCUCGUAGCAGUGCUACUGGGCGCAUACAUCAAAUAUUUCUUCCGUCAAAGGCGGAAGGGGGAGCCGAUGAUCGUUCCUGGAAACUUUAUAUGGGGUAACGGGAAGGAUUUUGCAGAAAAUGCCGUUAGUUUUAUACAUAAAGCACAAGCUAAAUUUGGAGACAUUUUCACAAUUCGCCUUUUGAAUCAACAUCUUACUAUAAUAGCAGACCCACAUACGUAUGAACGUGUUUGCAAAGAGAAGAACUUUGACUUUGAUCCAAUUCAAGAACAAGUUAACAACAAUGUAUUCAGUUUUCGUCUCUUUGACGCAAGGAAAAUGAUAAAGGAGGCCGGCAAAAAAGUAAAAGGACAAUAUCUUGUGGCAAACAUGGUAUCUUUUUCAAAGCACCUAGAUUGUGCUUUUGAUGACAGUGUUAAUGUUGCAACACAAAAUGAAAACGGAUGGAAUGAAGCUGGACUUCGCUCAAUGGCAUCUAACACGAUGUUCCGAGCUAUCUUCAGAACAAUAUUCGGCAAAGGUAAAAAUGGAGAUGUUUUCGAGCCAAACACUGUUUACAAAAGCUUCGAUUCUUUUCACAAGUAUUUCAAUUUCUUGUGGCUUGGACUUCCAAUCAAACUUUUUCCAAAUGCCUGUCGUGCAUUAGAGGUACUCAUUCAGCAGCCAAAUUCACAAGAAAUUAUGAUGCGCGAUGAUGUUUCAGACUAUAUCAAAUUCUCAACAGAGUUCAUGAAAGCUAAUGGUCAAACUGAAACCGACAUCAUUGGACAUAAUUUAGUGUUUCUCCAUGUUAAUUACAACACAUUCCGUGUAACAUAUUGGCUUAUAUACUACCUCAGCAAGUUUCCAGAAGCCCGGGAAGCGCUCCGAGAAGAAAUCAACGACCUUGUUGCGCAUAAAGCCGAAUUCAGUGAUAGCGAUGAAGCUGUUGAGAUGGACUUGGAAGAUGUAGAAAAGUUACCCGUUUUAAAUAGCAUAGUCAAUGAAACGAUCCGGUAUACAAGCGGUGUGUUCAUGGUCAGGGCCAUUACGAAAGAUACAUCAUUUGAAAUGGAAAAUGGGGAAAAGUUUAACCUAAGAGCCGGGGAUAGAGUCGCCAUGUACCCACCUGCAAUACACAAGGAUCCAGAAAUAUUCGAAAACCCAUUGGAAUACAAAUACGAUAGAUUUGUUGAUGCAAAAUUUUACAAAAACGGCCGGGAGUUGAAAAAUCCACUAUUAGCAUUCGGAUCAUUGUGCCCUGGUAAAAAACUUGCAAUUGCACAAGCUAAAUGGUACAUCUUCAACUUAGUGCACCAGUUUGACUUUGUUGUAGCCGAUGAACAAUCAUGUGUACCAGACGUUCACUACCAUGGACAUGAAAUUUUGCCACCAACGAACGAUGUUACUAUUUCUUAUAAAAGAAUUGAAAAUGUCAAAAAAUUGGAACUUGUUCGAUAAAAAAAGGUACGAAGAAAAACAAACGUUCCGGGUCCAAGAAAAUCCCCCUUUUUUGCUGAUCUUUCCUGACGAGAAAAUAUUUAAAAUAAACUGUGAACAUGUGUUAAAUCGCUACUGUUAAAUUCUAUUUUUGUACAUUCAAUAUGUUGUAUAUUUAUUUAAUAAUUUAUUUAUUUAUUGUUAUCACAUUUUGAGGAUGUUAAUUGUAUUUACCGAAAGGUUGUGAGAAGUUAUAUUUAUCAGUGUAAUUGUUAUGAGUAAAUGAUUUAUUUAUUUUUGUAUGAAUGAUUUGCUAAAUGUUUAUUACCUAACUUACAAAGCACACAUGUAUGUUAAAAUAAUGAGACGAUUGCGUGUUAAGUGUUACGGGUUAUGUGCAAAUAUCAAGUACUCCUUUAAAUGAUUAAUCGGGUUACAUAUUUGUUUAAUUUGGCUCUUUACAGGAGCAAAAUGAAACAUAUCUUAGCAAUACAUAACCUUUCGAGUGCUAUAUAUACAUAUUGUGAAACAAGUUUAUAUUUCAGCAAAAUUGUUUUUUUAUUUUUUAAUUUUGCAAACACAUUUUUACUUCACACAGAUUGUUCAAAAAAAUUGUCAGUGCGUAAUAUUUAUGAAUAAUUUGCAUUUACAAAAACUGUGUUUUUAUUUUUUACAAAUUCUUUUAAAUUAUUCAUUAUUUAUUUAUUAUUUAUUUUCAUCAAUUACUUUGACAUUUCAUAACCGAACAAUUUAUGUUAGAACAAGUUUUACCAUAUAUUUUGAACAAAGUAUAAUCUAGAGCAAGAAUUAAAAAGAUGUAAAUUUCGAUAUAAAACAGAUAAUUUUAUAUAUUUUUUUCACUUAUAAGAAGCAAGACUGUCAUUGUUAUUUUAGAUUAGAUUUUGACAUCACGAGAACAAAGACAUUCUGAUUACAUUUGUACAUACUCAUCUUAUUUAUUGAAUCUCAUUUGGACGCACAAUCUCAAUGUUCUCACAUAUCAUUCAAUGUUACUUUUUUGCAUACCUGAACAUACGUUCAAAACUUUAUUCUAAACCAACAGUUCUUUCAAGAAAAAAAUAAUACUUCAUAGCUAAUAAAUAUUAAAGCAUAAAUUUCAAAAUAGCACAAAAAAAUGAUUCUGUCAUAUAUUGAAUUGAAAUAUGUUCAUUUUCAUCGUUAUAUGCUAUAUUCAGGCAAUCAGAAUGUGGGAGUUAAUAAGCAGCGGAAACCACAUUCUGUAGAAUUUCAAAUACAUUUGGCUAAUUGUCAUUUUUUAUUAUCUUACCUUUUUUUUGCUUAGCUGUACAUAUAUUUUGUAAAAUUGUCUGAAUUCGAGCCGCAAAUUAUCAGUUAAAAUAUUUUUUUUAUUAUUUCUUCAUUUUAUUAUCAAAAGUAAUAAUUUAUCGUUUCAUGCUAUAAUAACAAUGUCUUUCUGAUCAUCUUCAUUAUCAUAUGUUUCCAUCAUCAUUGUGUUCACCAUCAUUAUCAUCAUCGUCGUCCUUAUCAUUAAUAUCAUCUAUGCCAUCAUCAUCGUCAUGAUAAUGAUUAAGUUACCGUUGUAUGUUAAUUUUGAAACAGUGGUGCUCUCAUGUCACGCCGAAGAAACGUUCGGUUUGUUUUGUGAAAAAUAAAACUUUACAUAAUAUUGAA